GAGAAAGAGAAAAAGAGAGGGGAGGAGAAGAAGAAGAAGAAGAAGUUGUUGUUUUAUUCAAUUGAAUCAGCUGAUCAAUAAUCAACCUGAAGACUCAAACUGCAGACGGACGGACAGACCACAGACAGACCGGUCGGGGGACGGAGCCUCUUCAGGUGUUUACAUCACCUGGUAACCAUGACAACCACCUGUCUGAGCUGAACCUGUGGGAUGUGAGGUGCAGAGGAGCUUCCUGUCUGACAACACCAUGCCCCCCCUCCUCCCCCUCCUGCUGCUGCUGCUGCCGGCGCUGGCUCGCUGUCAGAGCGCCGGCCCGUUCGAUGAGUGUCGCGCUCUGCGUGGCUCGGAGGCGGGGCCAGGCUGGGAGUUCUUCCCCUGCCAGCCUCCACCCGCCAACAUGAAAGAAGUCAUGCAGAUCAGAGUCGACCCGCCAGGAAUCACCUGCGGAAACCCACCGGAGAGGUUCUGCACACUGGAGAACCCGUACCUGUGCAGCGAUGAGUGCGAUGCGUCCAGCCCUGACCUGUCUCACCCUCCUCAAUUGAUGGGAGACAGGGAGAGGGGGGGGCUCAUCACCUACUGGCAGACUGUCACAUGGUCCAGGUAUCCUGAGCCCCUAUUGGCCAACAUCACGCUGUCCUGGAACAAGAGUCUGGAGGUGGUCGAUGACAUCGUCGUUACCUUCGAGUAUGGCCGACCAACCAGCAUGGUGCUGGAGAAAUCUAUGGACAAAGGUGUAACAUGGCAGCCGUAUCAGUACUACGCUGAUGACUGUCUGGAGGCGUUCGGUAUGUCUCCUAAACGGGUCUCUGAUUUAGCACCGAGCAACUUAACCCGGGUCAUCUGCACCGAGCAGUACUCGCGCUGGGUCGGAGCCAAGGAGGAGAAGAUCGUGGUGUUCGAGGUGCGCACUCGGUUCGGGGUGUUUGCAGGUCAGAAGCUGAUCAACAUGCACGCCCUGUACACCCGGAUGGAGACCAUGAAGGGUCUGAGAGACUUCUUUACCUUCACCAACCUCCGUCUGAGACUCCUCCGCCCAGCGCUGGGAGGGACAUAUGUCCAGAGAGACAACCUGCUGAAAUACUUCUAUGCUGUUUCAAACAUUGAUGUUCCUGCCAGGUGUAAGUGUAACCAGCAUGCGUCUCAGUGUGUCUUACGGGAUGCGACUCUGCAGUGUGAAUGCGACCACAACACAAGUGGACAGGACUGUCAGCGCUGCAGACAAGGGUUCAAAUCCCGCAGCUGGAGACCGGGAUCAUACCUGCCGCUGCCCAGAGGCUCUGCCAACACCUGUGAAGCAGUAGAAACAGCAGACACGGCUGGUGACUCUGACUCAGCAACAUCUGAUAGACCCCCUGGCUCAUCAGAUCGAGUGACUGACACUACAACUACUACUACUACUACUACUACUACUGAAAGUACUACUACUGCUCCUAUAACUGAGUAUACCACCCCUACUGACAUUAUUACAACUUCUGACACUCCUACAACUGAAUAUACCACCCCUACUUACAUUAUUACAACUUCUGACGCUCCUAUAACUGAAUAUACCACGCCUACUGACAUUAUUACAACUUCUGAAGCUCCUACAACUGAAUAUACCACCCCUUCUGACAGUCUUACUCCAGCUAACACUUUUGGCAUUGACUUUUCUGACAUUUCUACAACUACUUUUCUGUACACGUUGACUUCUGAUGAAGCUGACGUUACUAUAACUGAAUAUACCACCCCUACUGAACCUUUAGGCACUUCCACUGCUGACUUUACUACGACUACAGAAAUUUCUACGACUACUUUUCUGUACAUGUUGACUUCUGAUGAAGCUGACGUUACUAUAACUGAAUAUACCGCCCCUAUUGACACUUUCAGCACUUCCACUACCGACUUUACUAUGACUACAGACAGUUUUACAACUACUUUCACGUACAUGUUGACUUCUGAAUCAGCUUCUACAAGCACAGUGAGUCCAUCUGCUGUCACAAAUACAGCCAGUACUUCUUCUACCACUGACACAUUGAGUAUUACUUCUGCUGAAACAAGUACUAGCAGUGAAACUAGCACUGUUUUCGACAAAGACAGUGUUCUUACUUUUAGUACCAUCAUGACUGAAACUAGCUCUACUACUUACUUUGUUGGUACAAACGAUGCUGGGGACUUUCCCGAAGCUGGCGUAGACUCUACGACUACAAAAGUUGACACAGUUUUUAGUACUUCAGUCUCUGAUCUGUUUACAGAAUUUAGCAGUUCAGCAGAACCAACAGCGGACACAUUUCCUUUCAGAAGUCCAGCUCCAGAGACAGGAGACACUCUGUACAAACCAGUUUCCACAAUCCCAGACACCACCACUCCCAGUACCACUGUUAGCACCUCCAGUUACACCAGUGCCAACAGCCCCACUGUCCCAGACCGCAGCACUGACUCUGAGGUGUCUAUUUCUGACCCAGUGACUCCGCCCCCUGACUCCACCACCUCACCAGACAACACCGACUCCACCCUCUCUUGGACUGGUACUAUCUUACCUUCUGAUGGGCCGACAACAUCAACCGGGGCUCCAACAACAACAGCCCUCCCAGAAAUAACCCUGGCCAGUGACAGGGUGUUAUCUGGAGAUACAGACCCAACCAACCAGGCUGGAGAUGUUCUACCCACAGCAGGAGCUGACACAACUUCUCCUGAUGUUCUUCCAGAGACUCCGAUCAGUGCACCACCUCCUGAUCUACCUCCUCCAGAGGGAGACUUUCCAGAUAUUCCUCCUCUGGAUGAACCUCCAUCUGAUGAAGAUGGAGCCUUUCCAAAUAAACCUCCUGAUGAACCUCCAGGAGUUUCACCUCCAGAUGUACCUCCACCUGAUGAAGAUGUUCCACCAGAAGCGCCCUCCUCUAGGACUCCAGAUAUCAUGAUAGAUGUCCCUCCUCCGGAGAUACCGCCUCCAGAUAUUCCUUCCCCUGACGUACCUCCUGUUGUUCCUGUAGAACUCUUGUUGCUUCCUUCUGUAGGAGGCAAUGCUGCACUAGACACACGCUCCACCACCUCAAAUCUGUCUGACCCUGCUGAUGAUUUGGUCCCAGUGGACUUUAGCUUCCCUUCUCCGGGUGAGCCAUAUUCAACUGACCGUGGACCAGAUUAUGGACCAGAUUAUGGACCGGAUUACGGACCAGCGCCUGUUGGUGAACCUGGGAACUUUCCAGAUAUUUCCCGUGGAUCUGUUGAUAUUCCUGGAUCAAAUUCAGUUGACUCGGGACUGGAUUCUGUCUCAGCCGGGCUAGAUAAAGAGGAAGCAGUAAAAGGUGGAAUGGAGUCAGCUCCUGAAGCAGUAGAUGAUCCAGGGGUAGAUUCCUCUGCAGCUCAGAUGGAAGUAAAGUCUUCUGGAGAGGAUUCAGCUGCUAGGGGACCAGCAGGAGGCUCAGAAUCGGUUGCAAAGAAAGACUCUAAACAAGAGAAGACAGAAGAGCAAAAAGAGGAGAAAGUCACUGAGGCCAAAGAGGAAACACAAAAGGAAACAAAAGAAGGAAAGGAAACAAAAGAAGGAAAGGAGAAAGAUGACAAAGGCUACGAGAAAAAAGCGACCCAGAAGAUUCUGAUUCCAGGAGGACCAAAGGUCAGUCAGCUGUCCAAAAUCGCCUACGUCUCCUUCCAGGACUGCGAGUGUAAUGGUCACUCCAACCGCUGCAGCUACAUCGACUUCAUCAACGUGGUCACAUGUGUGAGCUGUAAACACAACACACGAGGGCAGAACUGCCAAUUUUGCCGCCUCGGUUACUAUAGAAACCCCUCGCUGCCACUGGACGACGAGGACGUCUGUGUCGAGUGUGAGUGCAGCGCGGCUGGCAGUCUGUCUCCUCACUGCUCGGAGUCCGGUCUCUGUCAGUGUAAAGGCGGAGCCACCGGGCGGCGCUGUGACUCCUGUCUGCCUGGAUACACCUGGAGAGGGGGCGGAGCCAGCUGCACAGAGAAUGUGUGCGACAAGGAGGGUUUGAUCUGUCAGAACGGAGGAACCUGCGUCGACUUCCAGCGCUGCGUCUGUCCGGAGAAUGCCACAGGUGUGCUGUGUGAGAACAGAGUGUGUCUGAAGCAUGGCGGUUGCCAGGAUGAUGCUGAGAGCUCCGCCCCCUCUCUGACAUCACAGCUUUACCUGCUGAGCCUCGGUCUGAUCUGCUCCACCGUCCGCUGACCCCCUCCAGGCCACGCCCACUUAUGACGCCAUACAUGGAUGAGGAACAGGAAGUGACAUCACAGCUGGAUACACCUGUGACGUGUUAAUUUACCACGUUUGAAGAAACAAAACAGACGUUCCAAACUAAAACAUAUUUAUAACUAAUAAGCUGUGAUUCAGUCAAAUGUAAACAUUUCUCAGGAUUUUAGAACCACCGUGUUCAGACAUGAAACUACACAGA
Molecule: messenger RNA, 4394 nt
Organism: Sander lucioperca (pikeperch)
Lineage: Eukaryota; Metazoa; Chordata; Actinopteri; Perciformes; Percidae
Gene: ntng2a
Product: netrin g2a
Exons: 16
Coding region: 248-4171 (1307 amino acids)
Source: RefSeq, a predicted model, not a curated record